AGGAACAGUGAGUGGAGAUCUUAUCCACACCGUACCACGGCCAGAUACCCGAUCUUGCUUGGAUGGCGGGGUGAAACCCGAUCGUCUGAUGUGCUGCCCAAAACCUGGAGGAGUGACUUACCGGGACACGUUAAAAAUGUCUUCUUCCUCAAGCGAGGUCAUUUGCGCCGAUGAAAUCAAGAGGGAAAGCACAAGGGCACUGGAGAAUCGGGGGAGUGUCAAGCUGUCAGUGCUGGACCCUGCGGAGUUGUCUAUGGAGAAUGCAACUUCGGCCGCAGCUGGCGAUGCGGUUCGAGCCGAACUUUUGGAGUGCACCCCUUCGUCCCUGGCCUUCUCCCCAGAACAGGUAGCGUGCGUCUGUGAGGCUCUGCUGCAGGGAGGCAAUGUGGACCGCCUUGCCCGGUUCCUGUGGUCACUGCCGCAGAGUGACCUGCUGCGCGGCAACGAAAGCAUCCUGAAAGCCCAGGCAAUUGUGGCUUUCCACCAGGCUCGCUACCAGGAGCUGUACUGUAUUCUUGAGAACCACAACUUCAGUCCGUCCAACCACUCAUCGCUCCAGGACAUGUGGUACAAGGCGCGGUACACCGAAGCGGAGAAGGCGCGGGGCAGACCGCUGGGUGCCGUGGAUAAGUACCGAUUGCGCAGGAAAUAUCCUCUCCCAAGGACUAUCUGGGACGGGGAAGAGACGGUAUACUGCUUCAAAGAGAGAUCCAGGAAUGCGCUCAAGGAUAUGUAUAAGCGGAACCGGUACCCGUCUCCCGCCGAGAAAAGAAACCUCGCCAAAAUCACUGGGCUUUCGUUGACACAAGUGAGCAACUGGUUCAAAAACAGAAGGCAGAGAGACAGGAAUCCCUCUGAAGCGCAGUCGAAAAGCGAAUCUGAUGGUAAUCACAGCACGGAGGACGAGUCCAGCAAAGGUCAGGAGGAUCUGUCCCCUCGUCCGCUGUCCAGCAGCUCCACCGGGUCAGCUGCCCUGGGCAACGGCCCGCCCGUGAUCUUCUCGGACGUCGGCACCACUGUCAUCCAGCAAAUCGGCGAUGUCAAGAUGGCUGCCAAUGCAGCAGGGGCAAUGGGCUUCGGGAACGAUCUGUCCGGCGCCAACUCGCACUUCCUCAAUGGUGGCGGCGGUGGAUACGUCCACCCACACGGCAACAACAUGCUGCUCAACGGUCUGGGGACAGGCGGGCACUUCUUGACCUUUGACCCCCAGAGGGCAAGCCUGGCACAGGAAAGGCUGCAGGGUGGCGGAGGCUCGUACGCCCAAUUUGCCCUGGGACUGUCGGACGCGACGGGAGGAGCGGGGAAGCUGGAAGGCAUGCAGGCUCUGGUCGGCCACUCAGAGGACGGGGGAGCAUCGUCGGUGGUCACCUUCACGCAUUCGUCGUCCUCCUCCUCGUCCUCGUCCUCCUCUACCUCCGGACUUGCACAGCUGGGCAGCUACAGUGUGGUUCACGUCCCUGGCACGGAGGCAUCCAUGGGCCUACCACCACUGCUGCUCCCACCCUCCUCCACAGCGACAUCUCAUGGCUCAGCACCCAUGGGUAGUGUGGUCAGCGAUGCCUCCCAGCAGGCCAGUCCCCCCGUGCUCUACACCCUUACCCAGGCCGUGAAGCAGGAGCCCCUGGAGGCUGGCGCGGGAAACCCUGGCGGCUACUCCUACCAGACGGACAUGUCUCUGGACCAAACGGCCCACCUGGGCUACACCGCCUCUCUCUUCCUCUCCUCGAACAUGGCCGCCGCCCCUGCAUCGUCCACCCCCUCCUCUUCCUCUUCUUCUUCCUCCAUCGCCCUCAACCACACCACCACCACCAUCACCACCUCCGCCCUGUCAGGCGCCGAGGGCCUCGUUGGGCAGUCCCACUCCGGCCGCAUGGACAUGGGCGGAGUGGUGCCCUCGGACUACCGGGACCACGGCGGCGCGCUGUCGCUCUCCGAGUCCCUGGAGGUAGCCACAGGGCCAGGGGCCGCAGCCGGUGCCGUGAGGGCCAUCUGCGGAGAGCUGGAGCUGGAGGGUAAAGAGCUGGCCAAGUUACAAACUGUUCAGAUGGACGAGGAUGGCAAUGACCUCUGACCCUCCUGCCCCCACCCCCAUGUUACCCUAGCAACCUGCCUCUCUCUCUCUCUUUCUCCCUCUCUCUCAGUAGCACAGCGGGUUUAGCAGAGGAGAGUCAUGGCACUCGGAGGUGAGUGUGUGAGUGUGUGUGUGGGGGCAUGGCAGGUCCCCCAGAGUGUGUCCUGUCUUCCUGUGCAACACUCCCAGACAGCUCACAGCGUCUAGAGUCGCAGAGUUCAUCUCAUCCCAACUGCAGAACAAAAACAAAAAUUUGAAAGAAGAAAAACCUAAAGUGUAGCAAAGAAAAUAAAACAAACAAACAAACAAAACAAUGUGGGACAAAACAAAAACAAAAACAGUGCCUUGUUGCCCGAACAAACGUGGUCCCAGUCAUCGCAACUCACCAGCCGACGACUGCAGAAUGUACCAGGAGACAGUCUUGACUGAACGUUUUCCCACCCACACCCACUGGAGAGACCCUGGGUGGCAGUUGGCGAGGGGUGAGAUGAAAUGUACGACUGGACAUUAAGCACAGUGUACAAACUUAAAAAUGUGGUACUUGUGUGGCAUAAUGCUGUUGGAUCACUCUCUUUCUCACUUGUGAUAAAAGCGCAGAUAUGAUUGUUGUUUUGUUUUUGGUUGGUAUUUUUUAUUAUUAUUAUUCUUUUUUGGAGUGCUGACAUUAAUGUGAAGACUAUGUCUUUUUUGUUAUUUUAAAAGCUACAAGGGCUUGUAUUUACAUUUGACUGUGACGCAGGGUGAACUGAUUUACAUGCAGAUACCUGGUUUUGAAAUCUCCCAUCAAACUGUCCUCAGCCCUCAAGUAUAACUGGUCUUAUGUGCUUUUGUCAUAGAGAUCAUUAGAAUCAUUAUAAAGUAACUUAGUAGUUGACAUGUCAUGGAUUUAAUAUGUUGUUUUGGGCAGAAUUUCAUACCAAAAGUUAAUGAGAAUAGUCAAUGGUAGUACUUUUUAAACCAUGUGAACAAAAAGGUUUGGACAUUUCAGGUUGCUAAUAUGAAGGCACAACAAUGCUUUCUAUGGACAGAGAAGCUACGGGCCCUGUUUCUCAUUCAUAAUGAAUCUUUUUUACGAAUAUUCGUUAAAUUUGACAUGUGUUUCCCAAACAAUCAUGUAACGCAAACGUGCAUGCCCUGCUCCUAAAGUACAAAACAGCCGCUGUCCACGUAAACAGUGCUGAAAUAUCAGCUAAUUCAAUUAUAUUAGGUAAUGUCACAGCAGCCUUUUGAACUUCCUAGAACCUUCAUUCUAAUUGACUUGAAAGCGAAUGAACUUUAACACGUCUGACUAUAGAAUAAACCAUCUCUAUGUCGACCUAUGGCAUGCACACCCAAUUAAUGCAGUCCAAAGGUUAAUUCUACUUCUAUGACUUUAAAAUAGUUUAAUUAUGCUCGUAGCCAUAUAUGGGAUGGCUCUGAAACACAUGUCUAUAUGCAUUUUGAAGUACUGCGCAAGCUAAGAAGCUUUCGGGAAAUACUUGAAAAAUGUAGGAUAAUUCGUAAGGGGGAUUCUACAGACUACGUAGGGUUAUGAUGUUAUUGGGAAACAGUGCCCUGAUUGUCUGUUAUUGUCUUUUACAGGCAAAUGUUAGCACAUGACAGUAUGCAAUGUAUAUGCAAUUAUUUUAAAGCUAUCACAAAUUAGUCCAAUUAUCUUGUACCAAAAAUGAGCUGGACAUUUUUGUAAAGAAAAAAAUGGCUUGAAAUAUGAGUUCAAUGUUUAGAAACGAUAAGAGCUUAUUUUUCUAAACCCAUCACCCCUAUUAAAUCUUUAUAUUUGUACAGACAAAAUGAAUGACUCCUGGAUUUUUACUAAGUCGGCCAUAGCACUCACGUUUUAUAAGGGAACUACAGAGGAAGUGACAUCACCUGAGAGGAAUUGGGUCUGUUUUGGGGCUCUAGGUAAGCUGUCUCUCUGUGUCAAACCGAUGACAGGUGUGACGUCAAUCCCGGAGGAAACUCAAGAAGGCGUCCAUUUAAGGGGAUUACGAGCCGGACCUUCAGGAGGUCCUGGCUAUAACCACAGACAUUACUAAUACAUGGAUGUAUGCACAUGCAGUUAAAGCAAGGGGAAAAUGGAGGCCCCAGCUCGUAUUCUCACCAUUGGGCAUCUCUGUGAUCGUUUGCCAAUGCCUGUGUUGCGACCAGCUCGGCGAAGUUCUCCGAUCCAAGUGUCAUGUGUAACCGUAGUCAUCAUCCAAAGGUCAAACAAGAAGACAGAUCACACCAAGAGAAAAAAUACAUCAGACAUUAGAUGUUAGACAUUAUUAGACGUUAGAUGCUGACUGUAUUGCUUUCACUUUUCACGUGUAGUGAAACAGCAACUGUGUUGAUAUAUGAGAGCAAAAUUAAUGGAUUUGUCCUUG
Molecule: messenger RNA, 4437 nt
Organism: Alosa alosa (allis shad)
Lineage: Eukaryota; Metazoa; Chordata; Actinopteri; Clupeiformes; Clupeidae
Gene: six4b
Product: SIX homeobox 4b
Exons: 3
Coding region: 89-2071 (660 amino acids)
Biological process (GO): regulation of transcription by RNA polymerase II
Cellular component (GO): nucleus; transcription regulator complex
Molecular function (GO): DNA-binding transcription factor activity, RNA polymerase II-specific; RNA polymerase II cis-regulatory region sequence-specific DNA binding
Source: RefSeq, a predicted model, not a curated record